AUGAUCUCAUGGCACGACCUCUACACGGUCCUCACGGCCGUGAUUCCUCUCUACGUCGCCAUGAUCCUCGCUUACGGCUCCGUACGGUGGUGGAAAAUCUUCUCUCCCGACCAAUGCUCCGGAAUCAACCGCUUCGUCGCCAUAUUCGCCGUACCUCUCCUCUCCUUCCACUUCAUCUCCACCAACAAUCCUUACGCCAUGAACCUCCGUUUCAUCGCCGCCGACACUCUCCAGAAAAUCAUCAUGCUCUGUCUUUUAGUCCUUUGGGCUAACUUCACCCGUUCCGGUAGUCUUGAGUGGAGCAUCACGAUCUUCUCUCUCUCUACACUGCCUAACACACUCGUUAUGGGAAUCCCUCUCUUGAUCGCUAUGUACGGUGAAUACGCCGGUUCGCUCAUGGUCCAAGUCGUUGUACUCCAGUGUAUCAUUUGGUACACGCUUCUUCUUUUCCUCUUUGAGUUUCGUGGAGCAAAGAUGCUUAUCAUGGAACAGUUCCCUGAGACAGCUGCUUCUAUAGUUUCUUUCAAGGUUGAAUCCGACGUCGUUUCACUCGACGGUCAUGAUUUUCUUGAGACCGACGCUGCGAUCGGCGACGACGGGAAACUUCACGUUACCGUGAGGAAGUCGAACGCUUCCCGUCGGUCGUUUUGUGGACCGAACAUGACUCCACGACCGUCGAAUCUUACCGGAGCUGAGAUUUAUAGCCUUAGUACAACUCCUAGAGGCUCAAAUUUCAACCACUCUGAUUUCUACUCCAUGAUGGGUUUCCCCGGUGGUCGUCUCUCCAAUUUUGGUCCGGCGGAUAUGUACUCCGUUCAGUCCUCGAGAGGCCCCACUCCUCGACCUUCUAACUUCGAGGAGAAUUGUGCUAUGGCUUCUUCUCCAAGAUUCGGGUAUUACCCUGGAGGAGGAGGAGCCGGAUCUUACCCGGCUCCAAAUCCUGAGUUCUCCUCAACUACCACAUCUACGGCUAAUAAAGCCGUCAGUAAAAAUCCGAAAGAUGUCAACACGAAUAAUCAGCAAAAUCUUGCAACUGCCGGGAAGGCGAAUAAUCAUGACGCGAGCGCCAAAGAGCUCCACAUGUUCGUGUGGAGCUCUAGUGGCUCCCCUGUUUCAGACCGGGCGGGUCUAAACGUUUUCGGAGGAGCCACCGAUCUAGGAACUAACAACAACGAACAAGGUGGAAGAUCUGACCAAGGUGCUAAAGAGAUCAGAAUGUUAGUCCCUGAUCAAUCUCAAAACGGCGAGACCAAAGCUCUAGCUCGUCCAGCGAGUGGUGAUUUCGGAGGUGAACAAUUUACUUUCGCCGGAAGAGAAGAAGAAGGAACGAAAGAUGCCGAGAACGGACUGAACAAAAAUGGUCCAAAUUCCUCGGCGGAGCUACAAUCAAAGACAGGCCUUGGAGCUACCGGAGGCGAAGCAAGUCACGGGAAACAGAUGCCUCCGGCGAGCGUGAUGACAAGGCUUAUACUGAUAAUGGUGUGGAGGAAACUAAUCAGGAACCCAAACACUUACUCUAGUCUCAUUGGUCUCAUUUGGGCUCUUGUUGCUUUCCGGUGGCACGUGGCGAUGCCGAAAAUCAUACAACAAUCUAUCUCCAUUCUAUCUGAUGCUGGUCUUGGAAUGGCAAUGUUCAGUUUGGGGUUGUUCAUGGCGUUGCAACCCAAAUUAAUCGCUUGUGGGAAUUCCGUGGCAACGUUUGCGAUGGCGGUUAGGUUCCUCACAGGUCCGGCCGUCAUGGCAGUUGCCUCUAUAGCCAUAGGAUUACGUGGUGAUUUAUUACGUGUCGCCAUUGUUCAGGCCGCAUUGCCUCAAGGAAUUGUGCCUUUUGUGUUUGCAAAGGAGUACAAUGUUCAUCCCGCUAUUUUGAGUACCGGGGUAAUAUUCGGAAUGCUUAUAGCGCUUCCGAUUACGCUGGUUUACUACAUUCUACUCGGUUUAUAA
Arabis nemorensis is the source of this 1944-nucleotide messenger RNA. The record is from the annotation of a GenBank genome assembly. NCBI's taxonomy places the organism in Eukaryota, Viridiplantae, Streptophyta, Magnoliopsida, Brassicales, Brassicaceae.